AUGUUGUUCUCCGAUGACGAUCCACCAGUUAUCGAUGUCCGCCAGCAGUCCGGCCCACCAAGACCAGUAGAUGUUUUAGGGAACAAUGAUCCUCUGUCCAAUCCGUUGGAGCCAACGCAGGAGGUGGAUCUGGACGGGCCUACUACCCCGGUGAAUCCGAUGGUAACAUCGACAAGGCCGGCCAUUGGGAGUCAAAAGAAAUAUGGAGAAAGAUAUGGCCAGCAAAGACAAGAUUCAGAUGUCGCGGAGAACGAUUAUCGAACUGUAAGUUGGUUUAUGUUAUUUUUUCUUGGUUUUUAGGCAGCUCCAAUGAAGAGUCAUCCUUUGCACGUUAAAAUAACCUCUCCUUCCAAGAAUUUCCCUUUAUGCUUUCAUGGGUAAUAUAACAUACCAAAAGUUUUCGAACCUCCACCCGAUUUCACCCCUUUAAAAUUUCAGCAUCGCACGGAAGAGGUGUCCUACGACUCCGAAGCUUGCAAUGCCAUUCAAGUCGACAUUUCUGAUGCACUUUCCGAGCGGGACAAGGUAAAGUACACGGUCCACACAAAAACGACUCUUACCGCCUUUGCGAAGCCCGAAAUGUCAGUCGUCAGAGAGCAUGAGGAAUUUGUCUGGCUUCAUACUUGUUUGGAAGACUGCGAGGAAUACGCUGGAUUUAUUGUGAGUGAAGUUUCGGAGAGAAAUAAUGUGAUACUUGGGACUUUUAGUUUGGACAUCGAAUUUUUGCAUUUUUAUAGUUUUGAUGAGGAUAAAAUGAGAUUCUUUAGAUCCCACCAGCCCCACCACGUCCAGAUUUCGAUGCUUCCAGAGAGAAACUUCAGAAAUUGGGAGAAGGAGAGGCCACCAUGACCAAGGAAGAGUUCCAAAAGAUGAAACAAGAACUGGAACAGUAAGUUUCUUACUUCCAUUGGAAGAUUAUGCUUGUUUCUGUUUUUAGAGAGUACUUGGCGUCCUUCAAGAAGACUGUCGCGAUGCAUGAGGUGUUUUUGUGUCGGUUAGCGGCUCAUCCAGUUUUCUCGAGAGAUCCGAAUUUCCGAGUCUUCCUGGAGUACGAAAACGACUUGUCUGUCCGUGGGCGAAACAAAAAGGAGACCGUGACCAAUCUGUUCAAAAGAUUCUCGCAGUCUGCUGAUGAGGUUCUUCUUUCAGGACAGGUAGGUCAAGUGUAAUAUAAAAAAUUUGCCGACGUUAUUUUUUUGGGGCGUUGAAUUAAAAUGGGGCCGGUUUUUUAUGUGUGCUGGUAAAAGGACGGUUAUUUGGAAGGAAAAAUGUUGUUGUAGAAGACGACUAAUAUCAUGGAUAAUAUAUUUUUUUGCCCAAAAUGGCUGUAAGAUGACAGAUUAUGUGGUGUGUUGGCCAAAACAAUGAUUUCGAAAAAAUGCCCUUGAGUGGUGUCAUGUUUUCGAAACGAAACUCAAUCAUCCAAAGAGCCCCUUUGGUUGUUUUUUUUUUCACGACAAGCUUGAACUUGAUCAUGCCUAUCAAAAAUAGCGACAUAAAUAACCCAGUUUUUCGAAGCCGGUGUAAUGUGUUUUUUCGGAGUUUGGGUUUUUAUAUAAGAAGUUGAAGAAUUGAAAAUAAUUGUUGAUGAAAUGUAGGAGCAAUGUAAAAUUAGACCUCAAUAACGCGUAAUGGAGUGAGAAAUUUUGUUUUCUAAAGAGACGAUACGUCAUGGUUAGGAGGGAAUUUGUUUUGAAAUGACCUCCAAAGAUUUCCCAAAUGAGUUGUAUUGGAGUAAAUUUAUUUUACAGAGGCUAUGUUGUAGGUUUUUUGAUGGGUAAAUAGCCGUAAAGUUGCCUCGAACGAAGAUUAUAAGCGGCUUAGCAGAUUUUCGACAACGUGAAGAAUCGAGUUCUUCAUGAAGGGUUAUUUUUAUUCCGGGGAAAAAGUGGGAAAAUUUUGGAGAUGAACGGAUUUUAAUGGAAUUUUUUGGAAAAUAUGGGCGUUUUGGGCAAAAAAUUGGACAAUUAUGAUGUAAUGUAAACUUUGGAAGGGCUAAAAAUUGAUUUACAUCUUUUUAAAAACAGAAUUUUAGAGGCUUUUUGCUGAAAUUUUGAUUUUUCCCCGGUUUUUUGGAUGUUUUCCGAAAAUAACCUUUGAUUUCUCUCCGAGUAUACCUCCAAAUACGUUUGCAAUGAAGUUUACUCCGAGCACAGGUCAUCACCUUUCUCCCUAAGGACCGCCGAGAAUAGGCGGUGACACGGAAAUGCCCGUUUUUCUCUCCAUUCCCGCCCCCAGGGUUCAAACCGCACCGGAUGUCCCUUUAAUUUAUUUGAUUUUUCGCCGAUUGUGGCCGCCUUUUCCCAAUCCCAGUGAUCUUUGGAAGAUUUUUUAGAGGGUUUUGGAAAAGGACUUUUGAAAAGAAGUGCGUCUUUUUGCUUUGGGAAACGGAGCAAGGAACUGUUUCAGACAAAAUAAAAUGAUUUUGUAAGGAUUUUGGAGACGAAAAAAGUUGGGAGAAGGGAAGAAAGGCGGGGAAGGAAGCGAUAAUUUGCCGUAAAAUACGGUGCAGGUUGGAUGGAGACAUGUUUAAGGUUGUUCGGUGUAGAAAGAAUGAUGGAUUUUUAAUUGAUUUGUAAUAAAAAAGUCGUCAUUCCUUUUACCCGAUAAUUAUAGCGAUGAGAAACCAGUUAACGGCUGAUUUGUGUUAAAUACGGCGUUGUUUUUGUUGUAAUUGGAUGUUUUGUACAUCUGGCGUUCACUGUUGACUUGUUACGAAAGGAAUGACGAAUAUUCAAGCGAAUGUAGUUUGAAUAUUCGUCAUUCCUUUUGUCAAGCUCAACAUCUAUCCUUGAAACUCUUGAAAACCACGUUAUUAUGACCUCUGUAAGUCGAGGGACUAACAGGCGUUAUCCUAACGUGGUUUGAAGGACGUCUUCUUGAAUUGUGAUCAGAACUUUGAGUUGGGAAUUUCGAACUCUUCGGUUUUCCCAUACUUUUGAGCUCUUAUAGGGAACUUUGUCGGUUUUUCAUGUUGCUUAUGCAUAACAAUUGAGUGGUCGAUUUUGUUAUGGGAAUUUUUGAGUUUGCUUCUUCUUGAUGGGAAAUCGAAGUGACGUGACUUUUAUAUUUUGUGUUGGCUGUAUGCAUCUUGAAGUAUAAGGAAGCUGUCUGUAAGGAAGGUGUGUCUGGUCGUGUUGAAAGCUCUUCUAGCAGAAGGACAGCCAUUAUGAUGCAUUGUCCAGGAUUGGUUUUUGUUGUCAUUGUAAAUUCCUUGUCUGGUUUUGUUGAAAUGCUUGCUCCUUGAACUGUUUAUAGCGUCGUGUCGCUUCAACGGAAUGCUUUUUUUGUAAUGGAUUUUUCCGAUCAUAGAUCACAACGUCAAGCGUGAAAUCCUUUUUUAUAUUGUCGUUAAUGCUGGCUUUUGUUGUCUUUGGAGAUUCCGCUCGAGGUCUAGUCACAAUCAGGAACUCGGCCCGAAAGGCACGGAGAACGUGAGAAUAUAAAUAAUUUGUUUUGGGACAGGCGUUGAAAAAACGAGAAUUUUUGGACUCUAAAUUAUUAAGCGUGUAAAAAGUGGUCUCAACGGAAGAAAAGCAAUGGAAAGUCCAAAAAUUUGCUCUCAUCCUUUGAAUUUUUUGAUUCGGCUAUUUUAAGAAUCCAUAUAAUGAUUAUGUUUACUAUAACGUCACGAGACGCUCUCUGUCGAAUGAUGUUUGCGGCUUUUUUGCGAUCACGACCGUUUUCGGAACGCUUUUUAUCCUCGAUUUAUCUUUUGGAUUGUGAUUCAUUCCGCAUGAUGUUUGAUUUUUCCGAAUGACCGGCCAUUCUGACGUCGGGGUUUUUUGGGCGCUAUUACAAAGAUUAAAGUCUUAUGACGUUCUAAUUGGAUUAUUCGGUAAGCUGUAAUUUGAAGUCCUUUGGGCGUAAAUUUACUUAUGAAAUUGAGCGCACAGAAGGUGUAUUUAGAAUGGAAUUUUCAGAGUUUCUAAACUUUGGUCCUUAAUGUUGGCAAUACUUUUUUUUGACUGUUUUGUCUUCAAAUUUUGCCGGAAUCUGUAUUCGUCUUUGUAGAAAAAUUACUGUCCUCCACUUCUUCCUUGGGCGUGGUCUUCAAAUUUCAAGCUCGAAGUCGGUAACCUUUCUCGUCAAUAAAGUUGUCGGAAUAGAAAAUUGUUUUGUCUCCAGAUGUAGGAAUGGAAAGUACCAUGUGCAAAUAAUAAGUUGCCAGAGCCCUUCUUCCACUGAACACUUAGACACCCGUAUUCCUUGUGUGAAUUGGGGGUAAACAGUAAAAGGGACGACGGUCUCGUUGAAGAAAACGAACCCCAAAUGUCCUCUCCGUUGGGUUUUUUUUCGCGAUUUCCCGAUCACCCGCUGACGCAAUGAGACGAACCCGGGUGACGCUAUUUUUGGGAUCCGUUUUCCGAGUUUUCGAUUGCCAUAAGGGGUCAAUUAGUGGCUGCUGGGCAUGACGUGGGCUCGGUUGAUCGAGGUCACACGCCUCAGUGGUCUAUAUAUAAGGCGGCUGUGAGUGGUGUUGAAAUGGUUUGAUUGAGACUGUUUCAAAGAGUGACGUUUGAAUGGAUUUGUUUUGCUUCGGAAAAGUCGUUUAUUAGUGAUGCUUAUUUUGAAAUGUUUUUGUCAAAUUCAUCAAAAUUUCGUCCGGUUUUUAUUGUUUUCUCAAUUGCUUACCGCCAUGAAAUCUUUUCCCCCAUGCUUUAUUCCCCAAACCAUGUGAUUUGCUCUGUGAUUUGGGAAUUUGGCUGGAAUUUAUUAUCAUGACGUUGUUUUUUGACUUUAAACUGAAAGGUUAUGAGCGACGGUUUUGUUUUUACCAAUGAUUAGAGAAUGGUUAUUUGAAAUCUGGAGGAGCUCGUUGUACAGUGGGGGACCUGAUCCAGUGGCAAAAAACGUACCAUUUUUCAUCCGGGAAGUAUCAAAAAUGUGGCAAAAUGCUUCCCUCUCCAAGUGAAAAAACUCAGAUUUCAAAAGCGCGCACGCUCCUUUGUGAGGGAAAGAGCGCGCCCUUCAAAACGAAGUUUUUUCACAUGGAGAGGGAAGCGUUUUUCCACAUUUUUGAUGCUUCCCGGAUGCGGAAUGGUACGUUUUUUGCCGCUGGACAGGUCCCUCACUGUAUGGGAAGAUUUGAGAUAAAACUUUUUUGCUGUCAUAGGCGCUAAUAAUGGGAAGCUAAAACAAAAAGCUAGAGUUUGAUCAAAUUAUAAAGGAAAAUUCAUGAGAAGCCCAUUGAAAUGAAUUCGGCAAUUGCAAAAACCAUGUGAUUUGAGCAACGUCACGCCGUGAUGUAUCAUAAUCACGAUGCUGGAACAUGAAUAAUAUCAAAUGCAGCUGAUUUUUAUUGUCUUUUCAGAGGGAUGUGGACGAAUUCUUCGACCGCGAACGAAAUUACUUAUUGGAGUAUCACACUCAUGUCCGGGAAGCCACGCAUAAAGCGGAUAAGAGCUGUAAACUGAGGAAAAGUAAGGAUUUUGAGCUUUUUUGAGAGGAAAUGCGAAUUUUGUGAAUUUUUUGGAUAAAACUCGAUUUUUUGACGUGUUUUUUUAUGAGUUUUGGGAUUUCGUUGACAGUAACAGGCCUUGUUGAUUGUAGAUGUUGCCGAUUCGUACGCAAAACUGGCCAAUCAGCUGGAAAAAUACGGCAGUUUGGAAGCCGCGAAUGGUGAUAAGGAGUUUGGAUACUUUUUGAGCCGUAUUACGGACAUGCUGGAACGCCUGAAGAAACUGGAAGCUAGAGUGGGAACGGAUGAAGAACUGAAGCUAGCGGACACCCUUAGAUAUUUCAUGAGAGAAUCUCAAGCUGGAAAGGUAAAGAUUUGAACUUUUUGUCUAGUGUAAUAUAAUUUUUGGAAAAUACUCCCCGAAAUUUGGGGUUACUAUUGAUUACUGUGACUUCAGGACCUCCUUUAUCGCCGACUCCGCUGCCUCGCGAAUUACGAAGCCGCCAACAAGAAUCUGGAAAGGGCCCGGGGCAAGAACAAGGACAUUGUCAGAGCCGAAGCCGAACAAACCGAAGCCAACAAGAAGUUUGACGCAAUCACAACGCAAGCGAAAAAAGAGUUGGUGGAUUUGAAGAAAAGGCGCGUGGAUGCGUUCAAGAAGAAUCUCAAUGAUCUGGCUGAACUCGAAGUGAAGCAUUCCAAGGUAAGGACCAGAAGAAAAGAUUAGUAAAAAUGGCAGACUGCGCCCUGGAAAAGAGUUGGAGACAAUUUAGAUAGGCCUAAAAAGGCGUUUAGUAGCUUUUGGGGGAACGUUUUGUUUUCGGACUUAUAUAGUUUUAGCGAUUUUUGAGAAUGGCGAGCUGCGCCCGAGGAUAAAUUUAAAUUUGACAGAUUGCGCCUUAGAAUGGGGAUGAAAAGGUAAGUUUAGAGCUGGAAAGAUGCUGGGGAGGUUUAUACAUUCGAUUUUUUGCGAUUUUUGGGUAGUUUGUUUCCGCGAGCUGCGCCCGGUAAAGAAUCAAAAAUCACUGAAAAGCGCUGAAUUUCGUAAACUCUUUGCUAAAAUAGGUCAUAAUACGCCUGAUUGCUCGACCAACAGCCCGUAACAAGUUUAUUGGACGAACUUGUGACACUUUUACUAUUAAAUUUUGAGCGGGGUUUUCGUUUUAAAAAAAGUUUUUUUUCUAGAGGGCACAAGAAAAAAGCGUGAAAUUGAUAUGAUUUUUAUCGGCUCAUUGAGAGCGGUUCUCUCGAAACGCGUUUUGGACUACACUCCCGAACCCCGUCAUAGUAUAGCCGGAGGGGAUUUGCGUUAAGUUUAGACUAUUCGGAAUUGGAAAAUUUAUUCAAAGCGCACCCCGACGUGAGCCGUUUUUCCGCGAUCAUGGGAUUGAUAACACUGAUGGGCUGGCCGCUACGGUUGGGCUUAUCGGAAAUUUCCCAGGAAUUUUCAAAAAUUAUUUGGCAAUGGGGAGAAUUUAUCAGUUUUGAGGGAAAUUUAUAAGCGGAAACGGGGGAAUUGAUUGGAAAAAUGAUAGUGAUUUGAUGCGAAAAGGGGUUAGGAAAGAAUACCAUGGCAGUAGAUGGCGGUAUACGGGAUUGGCCAUAAGUUUUGGACGUGGUUUUGGCCGAAAAGUCAGAAAAUUUGCUUUUUUUACAAGGAAAGUACUUCUACGGGGUAUGGAGUUACAGGUCGAGACAUGUAUCAAGAAAUUCGCAAAAUUUUUCUGAUUCAGAAUAUGUAAAAAUUAGCUGCCCAAUUUUGGUUUGUAAGGGCGAAAAAAUUCUCAGAACUUUUCUCGCAACACCACGCUGCCUUUUUGACCAAGUUUUUACCAAUUCUAAAGCUUUUUUGGAGCUAAAGUAAACCCUGGCAUCUCGACAAGCCUUAAAAAUAUCAAAUUUGAACUUUUUUUAUAUUGGAACCGCUAAUUAAAAUUAGCAGUUCCAAUAUAAAAAAGGGGCGUUUUUAAUCAAAUUUGAUAUUUUAAGGCUUGUCAAGAUGCCAGGGUUUACUUCAGCUCUAAACAAAGCGUUUGAUUUGGUAAAAACUUGGCCAAAAAGGCAUUUGCGUGGUGUUGCGAGAAAAGUUCUGAGGAUUUUUUCGCCCUCACAAACCAAAAUUGGCAGCUAGUUUUUACAUUUUCUGAAUCAGAAAAAUUUUGCGGUUUUUUGACAUAUGUCUCGGCCUGUAACUGCGUACCCCGUAAAAGUACUUCCCUUGUGAGCUAAAUUUGAUCAAAAACCGAUUCUCUUUGACGAUUUUGUGAAUAAAGAUGGUUUAUUGUGAUGUAAAAAAGGGAUUUACGACGUCUAAAGUGCAUUUUAUUAUGUUUCAGAACAAACUCUCACUGCUCCAAUCGAUGCUUUCCGCCCUAAAAGACGGCCAAUCGACCUAA
This is a messenger RNA of Bursaphelenchus xylophilus (pine wood nematode), 7797 nucleotides long. Lineage: Eukaryota; Metazoa; Nematoda; Chromadorea; Rhabditida; Aphelenchoididae. The record is from the annotation of a GenBank genome assembly.